AUGUCUCUUCUUCCAUUGCUACUGCUACUCCUUGUUUCUUCCGAGCAUAACACCCAUGCUCAGACGAUAACACAAGGCGCCACCAUUACUGCAGGAACCACCAAUUCCUCAUGGACAUCGCCCUCCGGUGAUUUCGCAUUCGGGUUUUACCGUCUCUCCAACGGCAACUUCCUUGUUGGGAUUUGGUUCGACAAAAUCCCAGAAAAGACGCUUGUAUGGUCUGCCAACCGUGACGCCCCGGUACCAGCGAGCUCCACUCUCAGAUUAACAACAGGCACUUCCGCCGGCCAUCUUAUCCUUACAUCCUCCGACGGAAACAGCACGUAUUUAUACCAAAGUACCGCUGCAAGUUCUGGUUACAUGCAAGACGAUGGCAACUUUGUCCUAAAAAACGCCAGUCCAAGUGUUCUUUGGCAAACAUUUGAUUCGCCGACGGACACUCUCCUACCGGGCCAAGUUUUGGUUGCAGGCAGAAAGCUUUAUUCCAAUAAAAAUGGGACUGUCGACUACUCCACCGGAAACUUCAUGUUGGAGAUGCAGAAAGAUAGUAAUCUGGUGCUCUCAGCUUAUCAUUUCGCAGAUCCUGGUUACUGGGUCUCAAACACAAUAAACAUUAAUAAUGUGAGCCUGGUUUUCAACCGGACGAAUGCAUUCAUGUACCUCAAAAAUACCACAGACAUCAUCCUCCCAUUAACAGAGGAUGUGCCAAAGCCCACGGAGGACUACUACCACAGAGUGACGCUGAACGACCAUGGAAAUUUGCAGCAACAUGUGUACCAGAAGAACAACAGUCAAUGGAAAAUGGUGUGGAGAGUAAUAACCGAGCCCUGCACGGUGAAUGCUAUUUGUGGGGUGUACGGGAUUUGCUCUUCACCAGAUAAUGAGACAGUCAGCUGUGACUGCCUCCCGGGUUACCGCCCCUUAGAUCCCAAUAACAUUGCUAAGGGAUGCUACCCAAAGAGCAAGCCGGAUCGUUGUAUAGAAAAGCCAUCGUUGACGAAUUUCACGGUGGAAGUUAUCGAUGAUGCAGAUUUUCCUAAUGCCGGUUUUGCAGAUUUGGGAAGAGUAACACCAACAGACGAGGAGGGCUGCAGGAAGGCACUCAUGGAUGACUGUUAUUGCAUGGCUGCUUCAUUCGUCAAUUCAACUUGUUACAAGAAGAGGAUGCCAAUUCUGAAUGCUAGAAUUAGCCGCAAUUCUACAAAUGGGUAUAAGGCGUUAAUCAAAGUGCCGAAACAGAUUAGUGAUGGAGGAGGUAUUCUGAAUGGUGAUCAUCAUGGCGGGAAGAAGUCUGUAAGUCGGGGUCUACUGAAAGCUGGUCUUUUCACAACUGCGGCGUUUGCUCUGUUGUUCGCAGCUCUUGCCGUCUACUAUCACCCUGUAGUUAGACGAUUCAUCAGACGACCCAGAAGGCCCUCUGCAGAUGUGGACGCUAUGUUGAUUAACCUGAGAGCUUUUACAUUUGAAGAGCUGCAUGAAGCAACAUGUGGGUUCACAACAAGACUAGGCCGAGGAUCAUUUGGGAUGGUUUACAGCGGGACCCUGGUCAUAGAGGAUAAACAGAUUGAGAUUGCUGUGAAGGCUCUGAAGAAGAUAGCUGCUGCUGAACGAGGCGAGGAGGAGUUUGAGGCGGAGCUGAGGGCUAUUGGUCGAACACAUCACAGGAAUCUGGUUCGCCUGUUGGGCUUCUGUAACGAGGACAAACACCGGAUUUUGGUUUACGAGCUAAUGAAGAAUGGAACUCUCUCUAAUUUGCUCUUCAAGCAAGGGGAGAAACCGAGUUGGGAGCACAGGGUGGAAAUGGCGCUUGGGAUUGCAAGGGGGGUGCUGUAUCUGCAUGAAGAAUGUGAGACCCAGAUCAUCCACUGCGACAUAAAGCCCCAGAACGUUCUACUUGAUAAAAACUACACAGCAAAGAUAUCAGAUUUUGGGCUAGCGAAGAUUAUGAUGAAAGAUCAAACUCGGACUAAUACAAAUGUAAGAGGGACGGCUGGAUACAUGGCACCAGAGUGGUUGAAGAAUGCACCAGUAACAACCAAGGUCGACGUCUACAGCUUUGGGGUCAUGUUGCUUGAGAUCUUGUGCUGUAGAAGGCACAUCGAUCCGAAACGGGUAGAGGAAGAGACCGAAGAGGUCGACCUGGUGUUGACAGAAUGGAUUGCAGAUUGUAUUAAGAGUGGGAAGCUGAACAUGGUGGUGGAGGAAGACAUGGAGGCAUUGAACGAUUUCAAGAGGUUUGAGAGGAUGGCCAUGGUGGGACUGUGGUGCGUCCACCCCGACCCACCUCUUCGGCCAUCUAUGAAGAAGGUGACACAAAUGUUGGAAGGGACCAUCGAAGUUGGUAUUCCACCUCUGCUUUAUCCCGAAAUGGUUUGA
Nelumbo nucifera (sacred lotus) is the source of this 2376-nucleotide messenger RNA. RefSeq names its product G-type lectin S-receptor-like serine/threonine-protein kinase LECRK3. The record is from RefSeq and is a predicted model, not a curated record. Gene Ontology annotation, molecular function: protein serine/threonine kinase activity; ATP binding. NCBI's taxonomy places the organism in Eukaryota, Viridiplantae, Streptophyta, Magnoliopsida, Proteales, Nelumbonaceae. Gene Ontology annotation, biological process: recognition of pollen; protein phosphorylation.